CUAACCUCUUUGUUGAUUUGAUGUUGAUAUAUUUUGUUUAAGAUUUUUGACAUGUUGACAUGAGAUAAUGUGUUUUACAAUGUAUGAUGAUGUUUUGAUAGUUUUAGUCUUGAUGAGUAUAUGUUUUAGUGUUGGUUUAUGCAUUAUUGCUAUGAUGAACAUAUGUAUGAAUAUGAUAUCUUGAUUUGAAACAUGUUAAGUUUUAAUUAAAAUUUGGAAACAAUGGUAAAUUUUUGGGGUAUAGGUUUCGGCCAUAGGUUGUAUGUGAGUUUUGGUAUUUUUCUUUUAUGUAUUUAUGUUGUGUAUGAUGAAUCAUUAGGAUAAAGGAUUACCAUAUAGGUUGUUAGAUAUUUUCAUAGUUUUUGUUUUGAGACAUGUUGGUGCAUACUAGGGUUGUUAAUAAUAUGAUGAUAAUUGUUGUCUUGCUUUGGUGUUUGUGUAGCAACAUGCUAAGUAUAUACUUGUGAUGCCUAAUAUUCUAAUUUUGAUAUGUAUGCAUGAAGGAAAUGUAGGCAUCUCUUGUGUUUGUUCUCCUUAAGGUUUCGACCAUGACAUUGUUUUAGGCCUAGGUAUCUAUUUUAAAUUGUAUCCAGGGAUGAUGAAUAUUUAUGUACUAAAUACUAAUAGAAAAGCAUGCUAGGUUUUGUGUAUUAUUAUUUAUUUUUAUGAGCAUGUUGUAGUAUGAUUCUUAUCUUAAUGAUUUGGAUAGGAGCAUGAUUCUUAUCUUAAUGCUAUGCUAUGAAAAGUUAUGAUUUUAUGAUAAGAUUUAAAUGGAGAAUUUAGUGUCCCAUUCCUUAUAGAGUUUUCGGCCCAUAUGUAUAAAAAGAAAUUUGAUUUUCUUGAGUUAUUUACCAAAUAAUUAUCAUGAUUUGUUACGAUAUGUGUUGACUACCUUUUUCACUAUCAACCGUAAGAAGAGAAAUUAAAGAAAUAAACAAAUCGAAGACAAUGAUUUUUACGUGGUUCAAGUUAUAAAAGAACCCUAGUCCGCGAGUCUCUAGUAUUAAGAGGAUUGGAAGCUUGUGAGGGCAAGCUUCAAUUGUGUAUUCUCAGGCAGCGUUUAGAUUGCUCUGAGUACAAAGUAUUUUCUUUCUAAAAACCGAACCUUUAUAAUGAGACUCCCGACCCUAUUUAUAGAGGAUGGGGUCAUUAAUACUAAUCAUAAGUAAUUAAUACACAAUCUUCCCAUUAUCAGGGGAUUAAUACCAAUUCAAUGCAUUGGGCUUCAUUGAAUAGAGACCACGACUCAAGCGAUAUCUGCGGGGCCCACUGCAGAAAAGCACCCACUUUAUAGGGAACAUGCCCCAAGUACUAUCAGGGCGUUCUGUAAGUACCUCCAUUUCAGAUGACGUAGUGGGUUUGCAAAUUGUCGAGUCGUACACUCGAAAACUCUAUUGACAUCGCCCAUAAAGGUUGUCAGACGAUCCUCUAGCUCUAAAAACCCGCAUUUGCUGACACUUUGCACCUCAUCUUAGGUUUGAGAACCAAAACCUUAGACAUGUGAGACGACGGGGAGAUGAGAGCCCUCGCCUUAAUUAUCCGAGCAGGAGAACCUCCAUCUCCGAGGAUAGACCUCAGAGAGCAAUCUGUCAAGGCACCCAUGACCUUGUCAGAGGAAAUGUCUCACCUAGGAGGACCCUCACUCUGACUAGAGUCCUCGGGCAGUAACAUCUCCAGAUGAAGUUUAUGAACGUCCAAGCCAUCCACUGGGGGUCACCACAUGUCGGAGAUGAAAAUACGGACAACAUUUUCCCCCCAAGUCUCUACUCGUCCUCGGGUAGUGGAGACUUAAUUAAGGGUGAUCUAAAAAAAUGGAGGGAAAAAACGUUUGGGCUUUCCUCUGAUGUCACUCUGAAAAGAAAACCCACGUGUCAACGCACCAUUGCUAGGCCCAUCAGUUCAUGCAUUUAAUUAGCGGAUAACUCCGAGAUCCCAAAUGUCCACUCUGUAGUCGAGGCUUCUUUUCCCAAAGAAAAAACAAUGAUUGCGAUCCAUGCCUUUUGAACCCUGACCAUUGGAUCACUCUCAUGAUCGCACCAGGGCAAGUCAUCCGACAGUCAUGGGGAAGUUGCUUCCCCCAUAAGUUUUACUGGGUAUAAAAUCUCAGGAAAACCAUCUUCAGCCUCACAUGAUAACCAUUCUAAAAUCAAAAACCUUCUCAGAACACUCUCUUUUCUCUCGCCUACCCCUCACCUUCAAUUCCUUUUCUCCAGGAGCUCUGGACGACUGGCGUGAAUCGUCAUAUUUCUGAGCAAACGGCAAGCAAUAUUUCAAGGUUAGGCCUCGCCUCAGCACCUAGCUCCGUUUCAUCUCAGGUAAGUACCUUCAACCUACCUUUCUGUUUUUGUGUGUGCUUGAGGUUUUUUCGAUAUAUGUUUAGGAAUACCAAUGGUAUGGGAUUUUAGAGUUUGUUUCUAGUUUUCACUGGUCAUUUUAGGCACAUUUUUGCGUUAGGGACGUUCAAAAUGACCCUCAAAAGUCUUUAUGUCAACUUUGCAUUUCUGAGCUUGUGAUCGGAAUCUAGGGAAUUCCCAGAACCCGAUAGGUUCAUCCCCUCCGGCUUGUCCUUAGGCGCCGAGGAUACCCCGCAUUUUGAAAACCUUUUUCUUCUUCCCGAACAGUAUCCCUAGAGUCACUCGUGUUUGACCAUCUUUCCUUCGAUCAAAAUACUAAUUGCUUGGUUUUUUGUCUCAUAUGCUAAGGAACUCCAACAAUUACACGAAUACUGGUUUUAUAUCUUCGACCAGGAGAUCUCCAAUAUGGCUCAAGCACAAGAUGCCUCUAAAGGCAAUAUAAGGAUGGGAACCCAAGAGAAAAAUGGGGAGCAAGUCAUUCAUCCCGACAACUAAGUGGCGGUGAGGCCCGAAAUGCCCGAAGAAAGGGGCUUAACCAUGGAGGAGGUUAACAGGGCCCCUCUUCCACAUCCUACCCAAAAGUACGAGGGUGUUCGAAGAAGAAGAAUACCACACUCUGCUUCGGCACCCCAAUGCCAUCGAGGCGAUCAUCAGAUAUUAUUCAGUUGGAGACAAGUUCCUCAUCCGUCUCUGUCGGGAGUCUGAGAGGGCGCAUCGUAGCAUCAAUGGCCUGGGCGCCUGGAGCCAGGCCCACCUAAUGGCACGGGCUACCCUACCCCUCAAACAGUACUUCGUGAACUUCCUGAAGUUCGUGGGGAUAACCCUUUCUAGCUUUUCCCCAACGGCUACAGAGUGCUUGCGGGGAUGUACAUUUUGUACUAGAAGUGGAAAUAGCCCGAGCCUUCACUAGUGGAGAUCCUUUACUUCUACAGCUUCCGCACCACCCCUCGGAAGAAGAGCUCCAAGCGAGACAGGUAUUAUGCCCUAGUGAAGUACGCGGCCUCGUCGCUCGACUAUAAGGCUCCUCAUCAUAACGAGAAUGUACUGCCCCGACUAUUUCUAAGACCUCAGACCAUUAAACUACUAUGAUAUAGCUACUAAUUUGAAAUACAUACGUAUGAAAUAACAUAACUUUAUUUAAAACCCCUAAUAUUGUACCAAAUACAAAAUAUGGUAUGGGAUCCCAUUGUUAUAAAACAUAAACAUAAACAUAAACAUUGAAUCAAUUGUUUAAAAUGCUAAGUGCGAAAAUACAUAAAAACAUAAAUCAAAAGACUUAAAAACAACGCCAUCCUCGAUCUUCCAGCAGUCCAUUCAAUCCAUUCAUCCUCAACACACAUGCCAAGAAGCCACGAAUCCUUCUCGCCUUCUAUGCUCAUUUCCUGCACCAUCCUAAAAGAAAGGAAUGAGCCUAAUGUCCAGCAAGGAAAAUCUACUAAAAACAUACAUGACAUAAAUCAUAAAGCAUAAGACUAUAUCAUAAAGCAUAUACUAUAAAACAUAUGACUAUAAAAGCGUAUAUCAUAUAGGACUACAAUAUUAAUGACCAUUAACUCAUUAACGUGGUAUGUGAUAAAACCAUCUAGGUCAUCAGUCUACUAAUCGAGGUAGGUUAGAUCACAACUAUAGUAUAUCAUAACCAAUCUAGGUCCUCUAUCUACUAAUCAAGGUAAGGUAAAUCAUAUCUCUAAACCACAAAAAUGAUAAAAAUUCUUGGGGCUUGCUAUCUAAGCAAGUCAUAUGCCCAAGGACUACAACAUAUAUCAUAUCAUAACAUAAACAUAUAAACACAUAUAAUCUAACCUAUUUUCCUUACGAAAAACCAGGAUAUGGAGACAAGAACGGGAUUGGAACACUCCUAGAACCAACAGUAAAAACCACGAGUUUUCUAAAGAAAUGGAGAUGAAAAAGAGAACUAAACCAUCAAGAUAGAAACUUAUCGAAAAACCUUAAGUUUCAAAGAACUUAUAAUCCUAACCAAGAAUCAUAACAAAGAGUUAGGAUCCAAAUGAAAACAAAAGAACACUAAAGAAACAUGAAGAACUGAACUUAAGGAUAAGAAUACCUUGGAUGAACUAUGACUUUGAUCUACACCUUGAUACUGAAAUAACAUUAUAUAUUACUUCCCAAGUGUUUAGAAAAGCUUAGAUUGGAAAAGCUUUUAUCCCAAAACCCAAGUGUUUCUCUCUAUAAUAAUCUUAGCAGCUUGGAGGCUCUGAGGAAUGCUUGAAGAAUGAAGGAAAAAGCUAAAUACUAGGUCCUAUUUAUAGAGUUUAAGGACUGAAACUAACCCUUUAUAAUUUGAAUAAAUAAAUGAAUAUAAAAUGAAAAAGAUUUGAAUUUUCAUUCAACAGAUGCCCAGAACUUAGUCAAAAUUGUUCAAGAGCAAGUCCAAGUGGUUAAGGCUAUUUUUAAAUUUAAAAUCCUCAAGUAUUAAAAAAUAUCUCCUAGAGGCCGAUAUAUCACCCACCCUAGGCGAUAUAUUGCCUGGACCUAUACCCCGAGUCUCCGUGGUUUCGUUCGUGCGAAGUCGACGUGUUUUGCGUAUCUCCCGUAGGCGAUAUAUCUACCCCUAUAGCUGCGAUAUAUCGACACACGUUGAUAUAUCAAACACGUAUUUUCACUUUUUCAACAUAUUUUGAAUUGAUUAAACAACUUUGACAGAGUAAAAAUGUGAUCCUAACCGCUGCUGGAAGAUUCUAGAGCCUCUAGAUCUUUCUUUUUAAUUAAACUAUUCAUCAAAAAUACUUAAUUCCUUAAUAAACAUGCUUGUGACAAGUGUCACGCUCUUAUUAAUUCUAUCUAAACCUUAGGUUAUGUGGAUGCCAAAAAUCCACCAAAUAAAAACUCUUUAGUCCCUGGUUGGAACAUAGGGAUAAAGGUCACUUAUUCAUGCUAUUGGGCUCGAGCCUGUAGGCCUUGUUGAAUACAGGAGAUCAUCUCAUAAGAAACCACACAUUAUGAGCCACAAGGUUUGGCCCUGCUAAGCUAAGGGGCCACAAUAAAUACUGCAAGAGGAUAGGUGCACAAGGCCCUCACAUAGUAAGGUCCGACGUGCCAACGCAAGGCUGACAUGCUCAUGGGUCAAGAUGCACUCAUACGCGUGAACGCUGCCAAAGACGCCCGGGACAUACACCUGUGGAUGCUCAAUAUUCCACACAUAUAAAAGACCCAAAGAACGCACUUAGACCCCCAUACGCCUACACUCUCAUUAGGUCCUCGGGCCAUCAGGCACGCACCCCCUAGCGAGGCCAUCAGGCACACGCCCCCAGCGAGGCCCUCCUGCGCGUGCGCCCCCUAGCGAAGCCAUCAAGCACGCGCCCCUAGCGAGGCCUUCAUGCACGCGUCCCCAGCGAGGCCAUCAGCCGCGCGCCCCCAGCAAGGCCCUCAUGCGCGCGCCCCUAGCGAGGCCAUCAGCCGCGCGCCCCCAGCAAGGCCCUCAUGCACGCGCCCCCAGCGAGGCCCUCAUGCGCGUGCACCCCCGCGAGGCCCGUGGGCCACCAUCUUCUUGGGAGGCCGUUGCACCAUCAUGUCACUAGUCUAGAUCCAUGCCGCAAGGAGACAAGUAUAGCUAGGCCCCUCGCCACUAGGAGAUUUGCAAGGCACGGCCAGUGCAUGGGUCAUUACCGCCUCGCAUCUAUGCCUUGCAAAUGAGGGUCACAUGGCAUUGAUCUCAUGAGGUACGGAGUCCACUGAUGAACUGAAAGGAGUUAGAGUAUGGACAUAGUACCCACGUCAGAUAAGUAGUGGAGGUACGAACAAAGUACCAUCUGUUGUCCUCACCAGCCACUCUUCUGACACCCGUACCAGGCUGGUAGUGGAGGCAUGACCAGGAACAGAAGGUGAGGUGCUCCCAUGAUCUCUGGCCUUGUACCAGAGCCGACACCACUACCCUUGGAACCACUCUCCUGUUAGUGUACUCGUGUACCAUCUGGUCCCCUGGACCACCAUGUACCCAGGGCCAUUAGAGCCUACUAUAAAAUGAACCCCACUUCCAUAGAGAAAGAGGUUGGAAAAUUCAUUGUAUGCAGAGGCUAUUAAGCAAUAUACAUUUUUCACUCCAUUGUUCAUCUGUGUUUAUCCUUUCAUAAGUUAAUUCUAAGUUCUUAUCUAAACAUCGCUGCAUUUACCUUUUAGUUUUUCGACCUAAUUUCGUUGACGAGAUUUCACCGUCAACAUUUUGGCGGCGUCUGUGGGAAGAACAAGCAUCAAGCCAGCGUUCUUCCAUCAUUUCCAGCAAAGAAAGAUGCUAAGACGUUCAAAACGCCUAUGGAAAAUACAAGAUGAUGAGCUUCUCCGGGAUGACGUAGAGCGGAGGGUUACCCAGAAAGACCCCCCUCCGCCAAAACAUGGAGGCAGACCGGAGGAGUCUCUUCCCCCAAGGGAGGAGAAGGAAGAAUCAUCCCCGACCAUCCGGCCCGACGGAGGUCAUUUAGAGCUGCCAGUGCAUUCACUUCACCGGCCCCCAGUAGCACCACGCUCAGGCCACCAAGACCCAGGUCCAUCAACGCACGGGCCUAGCAAGAGUCCCGGGGUACGCUCGGUAAGUUCAAGCUCAAGGACUUGCCUCUACUGGGAUGAGAUUCAAGAGUUACAUAAAAAGACUCGAAGGCUGGAAACCCAGAUAGAGAACAUGCAAGAGGUUUUAAACGACCUACUACGAGGAAAGUCAAGCACACCCCCUCCUGUGCGUAAAUGGAAGGAGCAUGAAAAAGGGGAAAGCACUGUCCUCGUAGAUGAUGGGGGAACCCAACUUUCCACCAGCAAAACCCCCCAGACAAAGUAUCAGGGGGGACCUAGGCCAACAAAAGGUCCCCAGGAGCAAAGGCGGAGGGUAGGUGAUGGUCGUAAGAAGGAGGUCGAAGUCCCCUCAAAAGAGGCACCCCCUGGCCUAAGAAAAGAGCUUCAUGGGGAGAGGUCAGAAGUAAGAGACGUACCCCCCGCGGUUCCACCGAGGGACACAACCAAGGCAAGGGAUCAGCCCGAGACCCCGCAAAACUCCUUAUGCAAAAAGAGGAGGGGGCUAGACACCAAAAUGCAAAGCCCUUCGGGCAAGAUCACCACAGCACUUGGGGGGCGCAUGGAUGACGGAGAAUUCGACCGUGAUUCACCCUUCACAAGGGAGAUUCAAGCUGAACAAAUGCCCACUAGCUUCAAAGAGCCUCGCAUGACUCCGUACGAGGGUACUACAGACCCAAAGUAUCACUUAGACUCCUUCAAUAACGUGAUGAGGUUAAGAGGGGUCAAUAGCAGAGCAAAGUGUCAUUGCUUCGUCGUUACGCUUAAAGGAGUGGCGUACAAGUGGUUCAGGAGGUUAAGGCAAGGGACAAUCAAGUCAUGGCAACAAUUCUCUGAUGAAUUUCUUCAGCAACACCAUGGAGCGUGUGACUACAUCAUGCCAACUACCAACCUCGCUAACAUCAAACAAGGCGAGAAUGAAAGUUUGAAGGACUACAUCCAUAGGUUCGGUAUAGAAGCAACAAAGGUGGGAGAUUUAACCAAAGCGGAGCUCAAGAUGGCUAUUACAGCCGGAGUUCGUCCAGGAAGCAAGUUAUGGAGUAACAUGCUCAAAAGAGAAGUUUUGAAUUUGGACGACUUCUUCGAGAGAGCACAGAAGUACAUACGUGUGGAAGAGGGCCAUUAGAACUUCCAUGUCGAAGAAAGCGAACCUUCCUCCAGUGGCCAUACUACCAAUAUGUCUGGGGAUUCCAUAUAGAAGGGGGGCAUCAUGCUAGAGGGGUCGCUAACCAAGUUUGAGAUCGAACGAAGACCAUCUAGCCAUGAAAGUCCCCACCCGAGGGGAGAUUUCCUCAAAAGCAGACGCCUCCAAAAAGGGUCUCCAAAGCAGACGCUUGAGAAAAGGGUCUCCAAAGCAGACGCUUGCAAAAAGGGUCUCAUAAGUAGACGCUUGCAAAAAUGGUCUCCAAAGUAGACGCUUGCAAAGAGGGUCUCAUAAGUAGACGCCCGCAAAAAGGGUCUCCAAAGUAGACGCAUGCAAAAAGGGUCUCAAAGUAGACACUUCCAAAAAGGUUCUCAAAGAAGACGCUUGCAAAAAGGGUCUCAAAGAAGACGCUUGCAAAAAUAUUACUAUGCCUAAUGACGAGAAGGACGCUUCUCGCAACAAAUAAUAAGCGCGCGCGAAAAUAUAUAAAAGGAUAACUAGAACCCAAGGGGUCAAUAUAUCCUUAUAGAUACAAUCAAGGUGCACCAAAGAGAGACCUACCGAACCCCCUUUCGCGGGGUUCCAAAGGACCUCGAGCAUGAUGAAUACCAAAAAAAAAAAAAAAGAGAAAAAAGAGGGAUACUAAAAAGGAAGAGAAGAGUCUACAAGAAUGCCUAAAGGCCUCCCUAUAAACUGGGGGGCAAGUGUGGAUGCCAAAAAUCCACCAAAUAAAAACUCUUUAGUCCCUGGUUGGAACAUAGGGAUAAAGGUCACUUAUUCAUGCUAUUGGGCUCGAGCCUGUAGGCCUUGUUGAAUACAGGAGAUCAUCUCAUAAGAAACCACACAUUAUGAGCCACAAGGUUUGGCCCUGCUAAGCCAAGGGACCACAAUGAAUACUGCAAGAGGAUAGGUGCACAAGGCCCUCACAUAGUGAGGUCCGACGUGCCCGCACAAGGCUGACAUGCUCAUGGGUCAAGAUGCACUCAUACGCGUGAACGCUGCCAAAGACGCCCGGGACAUACACCUGUAGAUGCUCAAUAUUCCACGCUUAUAAAAGACCCAAAGAACGCACUUAGACCCCUAUACGCGUACACUCUCAUUAGGUCCUCGGGCCAUCAGGCACGCACCCCCUAGCGAGGCCAUCAGGCACACGCCCCCAGCGAGGCCCUCCUGCGCGCGCCCCCUAGCGAGGUCAUCAAGCACGCGCCCCCAGCGAGGCCCUCAUGCGCGCGCCCCCAGUGAAACCAUCAUCCGCGCGCCCCCAGCGAGGCCCUCAUGCUCACGCACCCCCAGCGAGGCCAUCAGCCGCGCGCCCCCAGCGAGGCCCUCAUGCGCGCGCGCCCCCGCGAGGCCCGUGGGCCACCAUCUUCUUGGGAGGCCGUUGCACCAUCAUGUCACUAGUCUAGAUCCAUGCCGCAAGGAGACAAGUAUAGCUAGGCCCCUCGCCACUAGGAGCUUUGCAAGGCACGGCCAGUGCAUGGGUCAUUACCGCCUCGCAUCUAUGCCUUGCAAAUGAGGGUCACAUGGCAUUGAUCUCAUGAGGUACGGAGUCCACUAACGAACUGAAAGGAGUUAGAGUACGGACAUAGUACCCACGUCAGAUAAGUAUUGGAGGUACGAACAAAGUACCAUAUGUUGUCCUCACCAGCCACUCCUCUGACACCCGUACUAGGCUGGUAGUGGAGGCAUGACCAGGAACAGAAGGUGAGGUGCUCCCAUGAUCUCUGACCUUGUACCAGAGCCGACACCACUACCCCUGGAACCACUCUCCUGUUAGUGUACUCGUGUACCAUCUGGUCCCCUGGACCACCAUGUACCCAGGGCCAUUAGAGCCUACUAUAAAAUGAACCCCACUUCCAUAGAGAAAGGGGUUGGAAAAUUCAUUGUAUGCAUAGGCUAUUAAGCAAUAUACAUUUUUCACUCCAUUGUUCAUCUGUGUUUAUCCUUUCAUAAGUUAAUUCUAUGUUCUUAUCUAAACAUCGCCGCAUUUACCUUUGAGUUUUCCGACCUAAUUUCGUUGAUGAGAUUUCAACGUCAACAGGUUAUAAUGAACAAUAUUUCUAGGACCAACAAUAUUAAUCAAACCUUAUGUUAUAAUUAAUAUUUCUAAACUAUAGGUUAAACUUAUAAAAUCCAUAACUGUGGCUAUGCGUUUCCAAGUAAAGCCCAGUUUGAACCAAAAUCCACGGAAACUAACAUACUACAAGCUACUACUAGCUACUACUAAUACUAUCUAGCUAAGUAAAAUUCUGAGACGCUAUAGAGAAUCACUCUCGAGACAACAAGGAUGCCUUCUUCUUCACGAACGGCUUCCUCACCCGUAGCAACCCGACCCUGAUUCUUGACUUCACCCGAGUUGGUCAUUUCCACCGAACCCACUAUGUCCAGCUCUUCGAGGUUCAUCUCCAGGUGAUGAAGGCUCUCCCCAACCAAGAUUUGGACCUUAGCGUCCUGGUAACAGAAGCAAACCUCAUUAGGUCGGGGAUUCUUAACGUAGAACAACGAAUCAACAACAUGGAGCUAACCAAUUACCACCAGUCCAAAAAGUCUCAAGAGUUGGCAUCUCGUCACAUCAGUUACAUAGACGGGCUGGCCAAGAGGGCGUUACAGGAAUGACUAACGGAGGAGAGGCUGGUGAAUGUGCGCGCUGCGGAGGAGGCCUGAGAGGCACAAGAGUAUUGGGAGCUCGAGGAAGAGCUUCAAGAAUGGAUGGAAGCUUCCCACCUUGACUCAGCUCACAUGGGAUUGGCGGACAUUGCCCAGUUUGCGCUAAGGUUAGGAGCGUCCCCCAGCUCUUCGAUAGGAGAGGGGUCGUCACACCCUCGGGAGCAACCCAAACUCUCUCCUCCGGCCAAGAGGCAGAGAGUCUCCACUCCCCCUGUGGAGGUCCCUGCAGUCGACUUUCCUCGCCCGAGUCAGACGAGGCGGUUCAAGAGCCAAGGCAAGAGGAGGUCCCAGAACCGGACAAGGGUCGAAUCAAGACUCGGAGCAGGAGGCGGUGAGAUCCCAAAUCCUCCUCCUGGUAUACUCGAGAAAUAUGAGGGGGCCUUGUUGGAUCAGUACGAGAAGAUUCUUCAACACUUUGAAGCAAGGAUGGAAGAAGGCAACAAAGCCUUACACGAGACAGCUGAGGCCCUUCAUCAACUCAAGCCACCCCGAGAGAGGCCCAUCAUCCCUCCAAUUGGUCGGGCCGAGCUGGAGACGUUUUCUCCACCAAGCUAGGGAAGAUCGUUACUCCUCUCACCGCCGAACUCCUCCAGGGGGGUCAGCUCUACCAUGUGUGAGUUGACUGUCUGAAGCUUCUCUCAACUCAGCGACAGUAACGAGGCUUCUCUCCUGGCCUCAUGUCGGUACGCCUCUGUCCGGUCCGCCUUGACCUGCCAACGUCUGGGAGACAUCAUGAUGGAGAAAACGUAUGCACUUCAGAAGUCUUAAGACAAAAUAGUCUCCCUUAAGGAGAAAAUGAAAGGCCCUCGGGAAGAACUUUCUCAGGCCAAGGCUGCCCUUGAAGUCAAGCGAAAACGCUCUUAGGAGCUUGAGGAAGCUGUCCAGAAGGCCACCGAGGACAUGUAUUAGGUCAAAGAGGAGACGAAGGUCGCCAUUGAGGGCAUGCAUCGAGCCCAGGAGGAGGCUAAGAAGGCCUCAACCGAGGUCACCUGAGUGGUCCCAGAGAACUCCCCACUUUAGGAGCAAGCUAAGGAGGCCAUCAACUAGGCUGAGCUAGCAGAGAGGAAGGCCCUCAAAGCCAUGGAGUUGAACAGGUCUGCUCAUUGUUAGGUGAAGAAUCUUGAAAGAGAAACCGAGACUAUUGUUGAGGAUGCCUUCUACGUGGCAUGGUAUCAUAACCAAGACAUGAGCUUGGAUUUCACUGGGGAGCCCGAGAAGCAUAGAAUCCUCUUCAAUGAGCGCCUCCGAGCUACCCAAGCUGCCGAAGUGACCCAAGUGGCUCCAACAACCGAGGCAACUCAAUCUGUCGAGGCUGCUCAACCAAUUGAAGAAACUCCAGCCACUGAAACGGCCCAGGCAAGGGGUGCCCUGAGUGGAGAUCCGAUCAUUGAGCUGGUGGCAGAGGUUCCCAAAGACUUAUCAUAAUUUUUACACUUAGGCCUGCAUACCAUAAACAUUUUUGGGGUAUAGAAAAACAAUCGCUCGAGCCCCCGAGCAUAGUUGUAAUUGUUUGCCCAUUUAAGAUUUAUGUAGCUUGCCUUGCUUUUUAUUUGGUUUGGUUAUAUGAAUUCACUGUAGCUUAAAUUUCCACGAGAAUAAGCACUCAAACCGUUUUAUGCACUUGGUUCUAUAAAUUCAACGUAACACGAAUGUCACGAGAACAAGAACUCAAACUAUUUUAAACACUUGGUUCUAUAAAUUCAACCGUAACACGGAUGUCAUGAGAACAAGAACUCACAUCUGUUUUGAACAGUUGGUUUCGUUCGCAUCUCGAGAUCAAGAGACUUGGUCAGAGCUCCUCGGGCUCGGUGUCCACGAGAGGUGACAAUAGUCUAUUCUCGUGCUACUUGGGUUAUCUAGCUCCUAGGUGCUAAGCUUAGUUCUGCCUGGAACAAGCUGCCUUCUAGGCUAGAUAUAACUAGUUUCCUAGGAUUUUCUAUUCUCGGGAUGGCGACGCUAGGCUUACUCUUGAAAAUUGACAAAUUUAGCCCUAACUUCAUGCCCCCUAAGUGAUCGGAGACUAGUAUGCAGUCACUUGUCCAAGCGAGUGGGUGCUCUACAUAGCAUUAAUAGAAUUUAAAGGAAACCAAAGAAUAUAAGCAGACAAUAAAUUUCUUACCAUGUUUUACAUACACGGUUUCCAUUACAUGUGCCCGAAGGCUACAGGGGGUAUCACAUAAAUAGACGAUGUUUGUAGCUCAUAUUACUGGUAAUACUGGUGAAGAUGCUCGGCAUUCCAGGUGUGAGGAAUCAACUCCCCAAUUAGUCAGGCUAAUUUGUAUCUUCCUGGACACACAACACUCUCAACUUGGUAUAGGCCCUCCCAAUUGGGUCCCAGCACUCUUGAAUCGGGGUCUCGGGUGGCUAAGAAGACUCUUCACAAAUUUUCUAUCUGUUACUUUGGAGUUAAAAUAUCUGGCCACCUUCUUUUGGUAGGACGCUACUCGAAGCUAAGAAGCUUCGCGUAGUUCCUCCACGAGGUCCAGGGACUCCCGAAGUAAUGCAUAGUUUGUGGUCGGGUCAUACGUCUCUUGUCGGUGUGUGGAGAUUGCUGCUUCAAUUGGGAGCAUAGCCUCAAACUUGUAGGCCAUUGAGAAGGGAGAAUGGCAUGUGGAGGUCCGAGUAGUGGUGCGGUAGAUCCACAACGCCAUAGACAGCUCCUUAGGCCAAGCUUCUUUUGCCUGCUCCAGCCUUUUCUUCAAAGUGGACUUGAGUGUCUUGUUAACUGCUUCCACUUGGCCAUUGGCCUGCGCAUGGGCCAUGAAAGAGAAGCUCUUGAUGACACCAUGCCAUUGACAGAAGUCCGUGAACACUUCACUGUCGAACUACAAUCCGUUGUCGGAGACUAUCUUCUUCGAAAGCCCAUACCGGCAAACGAUGUUUUUGAUGAGGAAAUCCAAAACCUUUUUGGAGGUGAUUGUAGCGAGAGGCUCAGCCUCAACCCACUUUGUGAAGUAGUCGACGACCACUAUGGCAUAUUUCACCCCUCCCUUCCCUGUAGGUAGGGACCUGGUAAGGUCGAUGCCCCAGACAGCAAAAGGCCAUGGGCUGGUCAUCUGCGUAAGCUCAUUUGGAGGCGCUCGGGGGAUACUAGUGAAGUGCGGGCCCUUGUCGCGUUUCUUGACAUAAUCCAUCACAUCUCCAUUCAUGGUGGGCCAAAAAUACCCUUGCCUUAAGAUCUUCUUGGAGAGGCUUUGCCCUCCGCUAAAACCUUCGUGUACCUCUCGUAGUAUUAAAGUGGCUUCUUGCUUGGACGCACACUAAAGCAAGGGCAAAGAAUAAACUCACCUGUAAAGCCUAUUAUCAAUGAUUAUAUACCUUGGUACUUGAUACAACAACUUCCAAGCUGCCUUCUUAUCCUGGGGAAACUCCCUGGAGACGAGGUAUUUAACUAUUGGCUCAAUCCACCCAUCUUCGGGUUGUAUAGAUUCCACCUUGUUUGGAGCCAAGAUACUUGGAGAAUCCAAGUAAUCAAUGAGACAUUGUAACACUGUCUCAUUGAAGGAGACAUUGUAACACUGUCUUGCCUCUUUCUGGUCACCACAGACCAUGCCAAUACCUGCAUCCAUGGGGAACUUUAUGCACAGAUGACGGAUGGAGGUGACGACCUCGAACUCCACCAGUGCAGGUCGUUCCAAGAUGGCAUGGUAUGCCAAGGAACACCACCUCGAAGGUGCGGUAUUUGAAGGCUUGGCGAGGUACCUCUUCAAGUGUCACGGGGAUCUUUAUUUGCCCCAUCACGAUGAGGGAUUCUCCCGAAAAUCCGUAGAGUGUCGAGGAGCAUGGGGACAAGUCUACCAUGGUUAGCCCUAUCUUCUCGAAGGUUGACUUAAACAAGAUGUUCACCGAACUCCUGUUGUCUACCAAAAUCUUCGCCACCAUUUUGUUGGAAAUUUGACACUCAAUCACCAAUGGGGCGUGAUGUGGCCAGGCAGCUGGGCUAAAACCAUGACCUCAUCAUCGUGAUUCAAAGCCUGCGCAUACCUGUUUUGAGAGUUUUGUGAAGUUCCCCCCAAGUGAGGCCUUCCUGAGAUGGUUCCUACCCGCCCAUUUAUUGGAGGAAGUCCUUGGACCACUGGAUGUUGGGGGGCUACAGGAGCUACUGCUGUGACUUGUGGUGCAACAGGUGGUACCACUGUUCCUGCCAUGAGAGGCUGUGUUGGACACGCUCCACCAUUGGCAUAUUGGUGGAGGUAUCCCAACUUGAUGAGAUCCUCAAUCUUGUCCUUGAGUUGACGGUACUCAUUGGUGUGGUGCUCUAUGUCAUUGUGGAAACGAAUAAAUUUGCCAGGGUCCCGCCUAUCCAUGUCUCUUCAUAUGCGCUACGACUUCCUAUAAUGAACAUGUUGUGUCGUGGCCACGAAGAUAUUCUCUCAGGAGUCUACCAAGUCAGUGUACUCGGAAUACUCCGAGACACACUUCUCGCUUGAUGUGACUCAUUUCUCGGGAUGUGUGGUUUUGCUUCCCCUAGGAUUGUAGCCUUUACCUUUCCCUCCACGCCUAGUGUUGCUGGGAGCUCUAGUGGAUUCAGUAGGCUGGGAGGGGGCAAUAACUCCAGCACUGAACGCAGGCUGAAAAGCGCUAUAUCCAGUGGGUGCUGCCCACGAACCCUGUCGGAGCCUUACCAAAUCUAGGAGUAGACAUGACGAUAUAACCGGAAGGUGUGGCACUCUGGCUGGGUUGGACUCUCCCCAAGCUCUGUCAGAUGGGAACAUAUGGGGAAUAUUGGUUCACCAGCACCACAGGGCCAGGCAUGGCCGAUGUAGAGAAAAUGGCUGAUGCUCUGAAUGCCCCGAUCAGGGCAUCCUCCCACCUGAUGUAUUCUUCGACGAAUGAAGUCGUCGAAAUGCCGGCAUCCGCUUCGUUGGAGAUCAUCAUAAAGUGGGGACCCUACAUGGAUGCCAGCUUGUAACGCAAUCAACUACUGGCCAUCAUUGACCCUUUUAGUGCUUACUUCUUCCUCAUUGAAGCGCUUAAUGUAGGCCUUGACGGUCUCGAAUGGCCCUUGCAUUAUGUUGGCCAAGGAGUUGACCUCAAUGUUUACCUUCUGAACUCCUAUAAAUUGUUUUCAGAAGGUGGUUGAUAAUUGGUGCCAUGAUUGAAUGGACCCUAGUCAGAGCUUUUUGAACCAUUCAUCUGUUGGCCCCGUCAGGGUGAUCGGGAACACAUGACACUUGGCGUCGCUAGAGACACGAUGCACCAACAUUAACAUGUUGAACAUAGAUAGGUGGUGUGUGGGAUCCCAACCACCGUCAUAGGCAGGAAUGGAUGACAUUUUGAAGCCUAGUGGUAGCAGGCCCUCAAUAAGGUGAGUGGUACAUGGCUCCACCUCUUCAUCCUCCGAGACAGAUUCAUGGCCUUGCCACCUGGCCAUCGUGAGCAUUAUCCGCUUCAGACUUUCUAACUCCGCGUGGAGUGGGUCAUGAUCUUGGUUGUUGCUCUGAGCCAGGUUAUCUCUUCUUCGAGCGUUGAGAUUAUCUUAGAGAUCUAACAGGCCUCUCCAACAGGCUCACAUCCUCUUGCCUUAUUGCAUCUUUGAGCAUUAAGGUUGUCUCGCAGGUCAGCCUGUCCUUGAAAUGAACCGUUAUUCUCUGGACGGGCUGCCUCGGUCUCUCCAUCGGACUCGACAUUUUUGUUUACCAAGAUACUGAUGCCACAUUCUUGGUUUUGUGGGGCAUUCCUCGAGCGGAUCCUUGGACCAUUAUUCCUACGGGGCUGAUUAGGUCCCGAGGGGACACUAGCUCCAGGCCUCGCAUGGUCUGUAUAGGCACGUUGGCGGGGAAUGCCCUGAGCUCCACGGGCGCUGACUGCCUAGCGGUUUCCUUGGGACCCUGGGUCAUUAGCUCUGCCAACCUGGUGGCCUACUGAAGAACCUGGUGGCCUCUGGGUUCUUGACAAGCCAUCUUCUGCUUUGGAGCAGGAUUAUCGUCAGCCUUUCCCUUACCACGGUCCUGCGGUGGCAUCGAGGUUCCAACUUGUAGUAGUAGUAGUAGCAGCAGCAACAACAACAGUAGUAGUAGUAGUAGAGUAGUAGUAGGCAGCAGCAGUAGUAUGUUUAUUACUGUGGUUUUUGGUUCAAGCAGGGACUUAGUUUAACACAUGUAGCAACACCUAUAGAUUUUAUAAGUUUAACCAAUAGUUUAAGAAUAUUAAUUAUAACAUAAGGUUUGAUUAAUAUAAAUGAUUAUAAAGAUGUCAUUUAUUAUACUAUAAGGUUUAGAUAGAACUGAUAACUCUAUAAAAUAGAGUUAUUUUACCACUUUUAAUGUGCUAAUUGUUGCUUAAUUCUUGAGUUUUUAAUUGAUUUAUUAAGUUUUUAAGUAAUUUUGCAUUUAUUAGUCUUAUUGUAAUUUUCUAGAUUUUUAUAUGUUUUUAUAGAUAUUUUAUUGUUUUAUGUUGUAAUUUAAUUAGUUGAAAUUAGUGUUGUUAGUUGAAUGCUAAAAAUAUGAUUUUAUUGAAAAUAAAUGUUAUGUAAAUUAAAUUUUAAUUAAUAUUUUCAUGGAAGUUAUAUGAUAUAUUUUAUUAGUGAAAAUAUUAAUUUUAAUUUAGUUUAUGAUUUAUUUUGUAGGGAGUAUGUUAUUUGAUUGGUGUUAGAAAAGAUUUAAAGCUGAAAAAAGAAAGGUAAAAUGUGGCAUUUUCGAGAAAGAAACAAAGAAAAGUGGUAUUUUCUCAAAGGCCCAACAGCUGCCCCAGCCCACUGAAGCCCACGAAGCAUUCCUUAGCACUCAACCGAAGCUCACCAAGCUUCUUCCGCGGGCCUGCCUCUUCCUUCCAGCCACACGGGCCCAGGCCCAAUCCAGGCCAAUUUCCUACUGACUUCACCACACGUCCAAGCAGCUCCUUCCUCAGCAUAUAGCAUCAUCAACCAGCGCCUCUUCCUUCAGAAAUUCAUCAAAGCUCCUUCACGCAUGCCAGGCCCAAUGCGAGAGGCCUUCUUCUCCCAUCAACUUCAAUUCGGCCCAAAACAACCACAAAAAGACAGCCACAAUCUUUUACCCAACCAAAGACCACAGCCACAAAAAGACCCAAAACUCAGAUUUUUAUUCCCAAUAUUUUUCACUCAAAUAUCAAUUCACUUUUCCCUAUUUUUCUUACCUAAAUAAACAUUCAUAAUUCAUUUUUUUUUCCCUAGCUUUUCACUAAUAUUUUACCCAACCAAACAUUUCAUCUUUCCAAUACUCUUACACUUACUCUAUUUAUCCUACCACUUCCCAACACAAUUAAAUUAAUCAAUUUAUUUAUUUUAAUUUGAUUAAUUUAAUCUCCAUAUUUUGCCUAUAAAUAGAGUCUUGUAAGACCAUUUGGGGUGCUCUUCUUCAUCUUUUCAACAUCUUCUACACAUAUUUUUCUCUCUUCUUUUCACUAUUUUCUCUCUACCAUUUUCAUCUUUUGAAAAGCAUGUCAAGUAUGUUAUUUUGUAAUUUUUAUUUCAAUCUAGUUAUGAGCUUCUAAUCUUUUUCAAAGGUUAUUAAGAUGAUGAUGAAGCAAAAUGUAACUAGUUAGUAUUUUUUGUUGUAUGUUGAUUUCCCAUUUGUACAACAUUGUUUAUGGAUUUUUCUAUCAAAGAUAUGCGUUUUUCAUCUA
Molecule: messenger RNA, 18267 nt
Organism: Humulus lupulus (European hop)
Lineage: Eukaryota; Viridiplantae; Streptophyta; Magnoliopsida; Rosales; Cannabaceae
Exons: 4
Coding region: 6601-7998 (465 amino acids)
Source: RefSeq, a predicted model, not a curated record